Molecule: messenger RNA, 5350 nt
Organism: Aplysia californica (California sea hare)
Lineage: Eukaryota; Metazoa; Mollusca; Gastropoda; Aplysiida; Aplysiidae
Molecular function (GO): protein binding
Source: RefSeq, a predicted model, not a curated record
UUUUUCUCUUUUCUCUGUCCUCUCUCCAGUGUGGCAGACCUUGGAGAAUUGUGACCGAGAAGAUGAGAGAUGACAACAGCGGCACAGACACGGCCAGCUCUUCGCUUCUGAUCCAGGACUCCCAUUGUCCAGUCGCCGUGGUCAUCCAAUCAGGAACAGUGGCCAGUUGCUGACGUAGACGCUGUCUGCCACGCCGAGAAGUCGGUGCCCGGGAGUCGCUGGAAGUCACACCGGUGCUAAUUAGAAGUCAAGGUGUUCUUGAACUGCUGACUGUCGGCUUAAUCCAGGUGCUGAUUGACCUGUGGAGGGAUAUCUCACACCGUUUUUGUCGUCUGCGAGACUUGUAAAGAUCUGGCAAAGACGUGACCUCGCCGCUGUCAUCGUGGUUUUGGUGUAGAGUGUGCCACGGAGAUCAGUGUGUCGUGUUUAUCACCUCCCCUUCCUACACUUGAUCUACUUGUUGACGUUGACAGAUUUAGGAUAAACUGUUCGGGAGGAUCAAAUGUCGGCGCUGAAAUAAUCCCUGUAAGGGUUCCGCGGUUGUCUUUUGCUCCAGGUGGGAUUUGUGGAAGUUGCGUUCUGACGUCGGCUGUAGGUCUCAGUUGUCGCUUGGCCUCACAGCAACCUGCCCGUGAUCCUUUGCGGCUGUGAACUGACUCGGUGACCGUCUAUUGGAGAUAUUUGCUACAGUGACAGACCAGUCUGCGUGGAUUGGCAACCGUAAAGAGCUCGAGCCCCUCUCCCUCCGCCCUCCCUCCUCCCCCCUCCCUCCCGGCCCGUAGAGGCGUCACUAGAGGGCUCUGGCUCCCUGCCCCUCCUCCUCGCCUCUGUGCAUGUGGUGGGGAAAGCGUAUGUCGCCCUGGUCGUGUGGGCGUGCGCACAGGCUGCUGCCAUUGCCACUGUCACUACUACUGUCACUGCCAUACCCACUGUCACUGCCACUGCCAUACCCACUGUCACUGUCACUGCCACAACUGUCACAGCUGCCAGGCCAGACCGACACUCAUGAGGAGUUCCGGUCCAGAGGAUGAGCACCCCCUGUCUGUUGAUUCUGGCCCGUUGCUGCUGCACCUGCGUUCUCCUGCUCUCUUGUCUCGCCGCCUCCUCCUCCUCCUCCUUCCUAGCCACCGCUGCACCAUCAUCUAACGUCACCACCACCUCCAGCACAGCUGCUGCUCUCAACGACAAGCCCUUGUCCUUUCCAACAGGGCGGAGGAUUAGAGACUUCCUCACCGCGCCUUCCUCCUCCUCCUCCUCCUCGUCGUCUUCUACCAGCCACUCUAGCGAGAACAACAACCCUCGUAGUCGCUAUCAUCUACCCCCCUCGGGGUCGGAGUCGUUGACAUCAUCGGAGUCUUCAUCGUCCUCCGCCUCUCGACAAAGUGACGAAGACUCAAAGAAUUCUCUCUCGGAUAUUGCGUCUCCUUCUCAAGACAAAUGCCAGUACAACCUGACACGGACCAGCGUCCCCGUACACGUCCACUACCGCGGGUUCCGGCGCUGCCAGUACUUCAUCUGGGCCCCGGCCCACCACGUCAUCCUGAUCAACGUCUCCCACUUCCACAGCCGAGCUGACAUGCCGGUGGCCGAGAGAGGGCGCCACCGUCACCACCACCACCACCACCACCAUCACCAGCAGCAGCACCACAACAGCAACAACAACAACAACAACAACAACAAUAAGCUAGCUGAGAGAAGGAAGGCGUCACUAGGAGUCGGCUCAUCAGCGCCGGUGUUGGCUGACGGCAAUAACAACAACAACAACAACAACAACAACAACAACAACACCGCUUCUUCUUCGUCUUCUUCCGCCUUCUCCGAGGCCGCUCACGCUACAAAGUCACCGUUGUUUUCAUCGCCAUCAUCAUCAUCUCCAUCAUCGUCCUCCUCCUCCUCACCGUUUCUGGCGUCGGCCCCUGAGAGUUUAUCGCCCCUUUUAUCAUCAUCAUCAUCAUCUUCUUCUUCUUCGUCGUCGUCGUCGCAAGUCGAUUCCUCUUCUCAGCAAGAAGGAGGUAGUCGAGGAGUCGCGGACGAGACAGCGAGAGGUCGGCUCGCCUCCUCCGCAUCCUCCAAGAGGUACAUGCCCGCACGCCCACGCCCGUCAUCGGCUGCUGGCGAGCAUCGCUUCGCGGGAAGUUCCAACUCGGGCGAGAGCAGUUCCGGAGAUCUCCUCCGCUCACAAGGGACGACCACCCACGACACUGCCUCCGGGCUGACGGACGCUGUACAGGACGAACACAGCAGCAACAGCAACAACAGCAACAGCAACAACAACAGUGGUAGUAACGUUGUUGCAGACCCUGAGAACUCUGCGAAAAGACCCACGAGACACGAAGAAGUUAGUGCUAGUGAGGAACUCGCGUUAGAGUUGGACACUUCACGGAGGAAAACGAGUGUGGACAGUUCUAUUUCUGAGAUUGGCGCGGAGAGUUCUUCUGAGGGCAAACACGAGCCACCCUGUGUGGUCAAGAUGUAAAGUGUGCCUUCACGUGUAGUGAGCACCUGUGUCUGGUCAGUGACCAGCUCUGUGAUGGCCUGGACGACUGUCCUGACCGCUCAGACGAGCUGACCACAGUGUGCCCGACAGCCGGACCCAGGAACUUGGGCGCUCAGACGCCUUCUGGUGUGUCGGUCGACGUCCGGCUCUGUCCAGGAGUCAGGUCAAUACGACCAGAGUGUGGCGCUGUUGGAGGACCGUCACCACAACCACCAGCAUCACCACAACCACCACCACCAUCAGCACCACCAACACCACCCAAUGACGGUCGCAGACCCCGCGCCGAGCCUACACUGCUCGGAGAGAGAACAGCUGAUUCAGCAACAGCACUCGACCGAGUCCUCGUCUGGGGGCGGUGGGGGUGGGGGUACCGGGAGACUAUGCUCGCUGGACCUGUGUCGGAGCAACGGCUCUCAGGCCAGGCACCAGAGACUCCACGGCCCUCAAAAGCCGUACCCCGGACCUUCGUCGUCUGUGGGUGAGCAGUUCCCGCCCCACGUCCCCGCGUCUGGCGACGGGGAGGAGGGAUAUGUCCAGGCCCAGCGGUCGCUCUACGCCAAGAAACAAGUGCAUAACUUAUCGUGGCUGGAGGAGCUCAACGUUCUACGACCUCCGCCCAAUAAGACGGUCCACGACCGCGACUCCCCGCCGCCCCCCUACUGGUUGGUAUCCCCGACGGCCCACAGUUUGGACUCGCUCAUCCCGAGUGUUGAGGUGGGUGGUCGGCGGGCGUCUCAACGUGGGACCGGAGGACAGGACUCGCCCCCCGGACUCGCCCCCCGCUCCCACAGCCUGUCCUAUCAGCGCCAGGCCAGUGUUCAGCACAGCCACUUGAUAGGCAGGCCACCCGCCGGCCCCCCGAUCCCUCGAGCACAACACGCCCACCCGCGACAUCAGCUGCCCCCAGACUACCACAGCCUGGUCCCGGCAUCUUCUGACCGCGUCGUACAGCCAGCGAGGACAACGGAACAUUAUGACAGGCUGCCCAACCGUACGACCCCCGCCACUACGACCCCCGCCAGUACGACCCCCAACCCCACGACCCCGGGCUCUAUGACCCCCAGGACCCCUGGCUGGAACUAUAUGUCGGGUCAUGUCCAGGCUCAGCCCCCUAGUGCCCGUGUCGCGUCGAGAGAUGAGGUGGUGCUAGAGAACGCUUCCAGGGACUCUGUGGAGCUGGCUACCCACAAAUCUAUUAAUAGAUUUCCCGAUGGGAAGGCGAACCCCGCUCUGCCUGCUCCGUUGCUGUCCAGCUCUUGUGUGUCCCCGUGCGCGGGCGCGACUCCGUCGAAAACCACGGGGGGAUCAGAGACCUUGACCUGUCGGCCCAACCAUCGUGAUAAUCAGCAGUGGCUGCACACCAGGUCGUCACCACCAUCAGCAUCAUCAUCAUCAUCAUCAUCAUCGUCGUCGUCGUCCGCAUCUUCGAAUUCGGCAUCGCCGCCAGCAUCACAUGUUUUGUCAUUUCCACCGUCAUCAUCAUCAUCAUCAUCUGUACCUCACCCGCCCUCAGCCCUGCCCGCUCAGCACACCGGCUCACCUCCCCGAACUGCUCAGCUCAUAGACUCCGCCUCCCCCCCACCCACUCAGCACAUAGACCCCGCCUCCCCUCCACCCGCUCAGCACAUAGACUCCGCCUCCCCCCCUCCCACUCAGCACAUAGAUUCCGCCUCCCCUCCACCCACUCAGCACAUAGACCCCGCCUCCCUUCCACCCGCUCAGCACAUAGACCCCGCCUCCCCUCCACCCGCUCAGCACAUAGACUCCGCCUCCCCGCAGUCAUCCUCUCAGCUCACUGGAUCAGCUUGCAGCCCGCCUGUCCGUCACACAGGCUCCGCCCCCAGCGAUAACGCCCCAAGGGCGGAGCGUGGCAGAACGGAUGCCCCUCCACUCCCCCGAGAAGGCUCCAGUGACAUCUGUGUGUCAGGCCGUCGUGGUACAGAAGCCGAGCCCAGCCCUCUACCCUCCCCGUCAUCCCCGUGUGAGUGUUCGUCAUCAUCUGUGGCUCCGCCCUCCUCCUGUAUAGCCCCGCCCAUCAGUCAUUCAGCCCCUUCCAGCGGCCCAGGGAAAUGCUUCUACUGUUGAAGAGACGCUCUCGGAGGAGUACAUUCUGUGGCAACAGGAGGGACUUAGCCGCGUGUGAGCGGGGAGUUGUUCGUAGUUUUCCUGUGCCAGUCACAGACGCUAGGCAUCAGAUGAUCAGUCCGUGGGGGGAUGCGAACUCAUUUCAAAGGAUUCAGGAGACAUGAGAUGCGAGAAAGCACGUAGAGGCCAAGUGGUUCCCCCCCCCCUCCCUGUAGUGUGAGGAAGGCGCUGGUGUCAGUGUGAACGACAUUUCCCUCCCUUCUGUGUCUGGCAGUGUCAUUGGCCGCCAAAGUCAGUACAGUGCCACCUUCCCCUCAACGGGGAAUAUCUAUAUUUAAUAUAUAUUCUAUCUAUAUAUAUACAUAUAUAUAUAUAAAUUAAUUAUGGUUUGAAUGGAAAUAAUGCAAGCCCUAUGGUAUGUUGAGGGAUAAUAAAAGCAGUAUUUCUAGUUGCGUGCACGUGCAGUGGUGGAGAGGUCUGACGCAGUGGACAAUCACGAGAAGACGACGGGAAGUUGCCCCGUUUCUCCGCCUUGCAGUCAGCCAUGUUGGUGAAAGCGACAGACAGCAGACGGCCAUGUUGAUGAGAGCGGCAGACGGCCAUGUUGAUGAGAGCGACAGACAGCCAUGUUAAGAGCGAAGCUAUCGGAGCCGUGGAGCCUCAGAGUGCUCGCCGUUUGGAUGGUUGGCCUUAAAUUAUGGUAUCAUGAGGUUUUUGAAAAAAGAGCAUCGUGAGAGAGAGAGAGAGAGAGAGAGAGAGAGAGAGAGA